Molecule: messenger RNA, 524 nt
Organism: Armigeres subalbatus
Lineage: Eukaryota; Metazoa; Arthropoda; Insecta; Diptera; Culicidae
Product: general odorant-binding protein 84a-like
Exons: 3
Coding region: 1-420 (139 amino acids)
Molecular function (GO): odorant binding
Source: RefSeq, a predicted model, not a curated record
AUGAGACACGCUCUCUAUCUCUCGUUUAUACUGAUUUCGAUGAUAACUAUCAUAUCGUCGGACUGCAAUGAAGACAGCAGUGAUUCAUCGGAUAGCGAUUCCUCUGAAUCAACAUCAACUUCCCGGUACAGCAUCGAGUCGAUUUACGCGGACUGCAACGACACUUUCAUAACAACAAUCGAAUACCUGGAGGUACUCAAUCAAACCGGUCGUUUUCCAGAAGAGUCCGAUAAAACUCCAUUGAGUGGAAUCUACGAUGAAAUGGAAAAUGUCAACAGCGAAAGGGCAGUUGAAAUCGGUUGGGUUAAUAGUGAACAAAUAGUCGAAAACUGUUUCGAUGAAAUGGUUGGAAGUGCGUGUCAAAAGGCAUACUAUUUAGUUAGAUGUGUAACCAUGCGCAACCUGGAGGAUUCUUCAUAAGAUGUGUGAUAUUACACGAGAAUGAAUUUGAAUGUACUCAAUGGAUAAAUAUAUUAGAAGAUCUAAUAAAGCUAGUUUGUCCUUAACUUCCUACAGAUAGUUAG